UUUUUUUAAUGUCAUCACAAGUAUUGAGUAUGUUUCCGCAUUCACAAGUUUCCUUUGAAGUCGUUAGUUUCUCAAGCGUGGGUGUCGUCUGUCCUGUUUUAGAAAGGUAUAGCCUGCUCAAAUGUUCUUUAACCCCCUCAUAUAAGCAUGCAUCACGCAUUAUUAGUUUAAAAUUGUCGAUAGUUAUCAUUCAUUCUUAUCCAUCUCAUCCAACCGAGCCAUCUAAUGUCUCCUAAUUAACAAUAUACUGAAGCAGGGCACUGUGAUUUGGGGAAGGUACCGCUGAGAUCUCUGUUUUGGAGAAUGUUGCUUAAGUAAUUUCAACUUAAAGGUAAAGAAAAUACACAAUUUGGGUGUCUGAUACAGUUGUCCAAAAUAAACUCCCAUUCAGAGCGCUAUAAGUCGUGGCCUAUAUGUAGGGCUAAAGCUAGACGGUGUGGUCACUGUGGUAACGCCAGUUCAAUUUGUUAUCAGUUUGUUGUUUUGAAUAUUUUCACAUUCCAUGAUCAUAUCAUAUUUUUAUGUUGGCCAGCACAAUGCUGUGUCGAGGUAGCAGAUAGAUCAUAUAAUAUUGUAACUUGAGAGACCAGAGACCCACAGUUUCGUCUUAUGUGUCUUUUGACUGUGUCUGAUUCAGUUAUUAUGUUUAAUAGAUGUACACCCAAGGCUUAUGUUAAGUACUUCUGGGGUUUUGUUUUCUGCGCUUUGUGCCACUGAAUGCAGGCACAAAGUUCAGGAGGUGAUAGCAUGCUCUGAGCUGAUACCUCAUCCCUGCUCGCUUGCUCUCUCUCUCUCUCCUUCUCGCUCCUGCGUUGGUAGACUGGGCACCUGACGCCGAGUAACAGACAUAGAGAUACUCCGUGCGGACAAACCAGCACCGAGAAUUUAAAGAUCGAUACAGAGUCCUGAACCUUCAUCGCCAAGCUUCUAACUCUGAGACUCUGUAAUAGACACCAGUAAAAAUGGCUGAUGUUGGGCUUUUUUUUUUGCUGUAUUCAUUAGCUGAGCGUUACGUAGCGAAGGCUGUAUACGAAUACAAUAAAAAUCAAUCAGUCUGAUGGGUUUAUCGGUUCCUUGAUAAAAUUGACACUUCACAUCAUACCGCAGUAAAAGCUUUUUAAUUGGAAUGACUUCCAACAGAAAAUAUAAAAGUUGUCCCUGUAUGUCAACAAAGACAAAAUCGAAUUAUUUUUGUUCAAAGAUAGCCAUUGUUGUGUUACGACCGGCUACCUCACAGUCUGAGAUUUUUGACAUGGAUCACCUGUUUAAGCCGUUUUAUACGUACUUUGUGUCUGGACACACAUAGGAUAAUAAAUGUUGACGCUGAACUGAGCUUUUGCUACUCUUAUCAGGAAAGGCCUUCUCUUUUGUUCAUUUUUAAGAUAACCUCUGGGGAAAGGGAAAAAACGCUCCUUCGUCACCGUGACAGAGUGGGCUUUAAAAGUCCGAGUUUGAGGAAGCAGCGUGGUUAAAUAUUUGUAAAGAAUUAACGGACCGUCGAAAGCGUGGGAAACAAAGGCUCUUUCAGCUGGGGACAGAAUCAGAAACCAUUACAGUGCAAAUACAUUAAGUACAGUGGGGAAUGACUGAGGACGAAGAUCACUAUAACCGUGCUGCUUGUUUGCAGCGGUGAAGUGGAAACACGGCUUUCUGAGAGGGAAAAUAAUGGGCAUGAAGGGGUGAGGGACAGGAUGUUUACGUGCAUGCUUCACAUGCUGUUCAUUUUUCUGUGACGUGUCCUGUGAAUCAUGACCCCAAACAGAGAACAAGGAUGUACGACGCAUCCCAGUAUUCCUGUCCCUCCGCAUUCCUGCUCAUCCCAGCAGUCCUGUACCUCCGCAUGCUUGCACAAUCCCACGUAUUUAUUCACAUUUUUCCACUACACAUUACCUCCAUCUAAGUGCCGCAUAGUGCGUUAAAGCAACACUAAGGUUUUGAUAUUUCGUUAUUUAUCCGUACAGUUUUUGUGCCUCGUAUUCUCUGUCUUAUUCUAUAGGACAUACAAUCUACUCUUUACAGCGACGCAAAUCUUUCCUUAGCCGUUUCCAAAUGACAUUUGUGUAUCCGUUACAGGACCAGACAUAAUUUGCGGACGGAAAAUUCUUUUAGGUGCAAGCGUCUCUUGACGUUGUGAAACCUUCAUUUCUUUUUAAAAAAAGAAAAAAAAACCCUACGGUUCCCCGUUUUGAAGUCUCAGGCAAAGAAGCUCCUCCUUGCGCCUGCCCACGCGUAAAGCAGCUAUUGCGCCUUUCGGAUGUGCGCCUUUGACGCGGCACCAGAGAAAGCGCGUCUCCCCACAGCCUCUCCGUUCCUGAAAGUGAACGCCAUAUACCGAGAAGGUUAUCGUUUUCUCUUUUCGGGAGCACGGAGAGAAUCGACUGACAGCACGGCAGGAUGUCGCCGAUUUCUGACCUUCACUCCAGCGAUGAUAUCUAACCUCUUGGUGACAGCUCUCUGGCUGGCUCUGCAACCACCUACAGCGUGGGCCGAAGGUUCCGUGGUGGCGGGACCACGCGAUGUCCAUUUUCACUCUGUGAACCUCUGGAACAGACUGCGCUGGACCCGAGCACAGGGGUCUCUAUCCAAGAGCACCACCUACACCGUCGAGUAUGCCCUCUACGGAGACGCAGUGGAGGUGGGCAGCAGCGUGCAGGUGGUCUGGAAUGCAGUUGAGCAGUGCACCGAUAUCACCCAGAUGGAGUGUGACCUGACGGAGCAGACCCACGACAUGGAGGAGGCCUACUACGGCAGAGUGAGGGUCAGCGGGCCCAACGGCUCCUCGGACUGGACUGAGACCGAUGGCAGGUUCCGGCCCAUGUCUGAGACGGUCUUGGGCCCCCCUCAAAUGGAGGUAACCCUGCGAGAAAACUACCUGCGGGUGCUGCUCAAGGGUCCGUACAGAUGGAGGAGCGGGAGGACGAGGGGACGUCAGUCUCUCUGGUCCGUCUUCCCUCACAUGGUCUACAACGUGUCCGUCUACAACAACAGGAGCAAGCACAGGCACUUCUUCCUCCUGACUAACGGCUCCCUGACCCUGGGGCCGCUGGACUUCGACACGGGCGUCUGCGUGACGGCGGAGACGCACUCUCUGUCCCGCCACCUGGACAGCCAGCCGACCCUCCCGGCCUGCGUCCACACGCCCAGAGAUCCGUUCACCACUCACAUGCUGGUGGUUAUACUGGGAGGUCUCGUCCCUGCCACCAUCUGCCUGUUUGUGCUGGCUGUGGCCGGGGGGUGUGUUUAUUACUACAUCCACAGCCCACCCGAGAAGCCCCCCCGGAGCACGGACCUGGUUCACGUCGGGGAGACACGACAGACGUUCCAGCCGGAGAAGCCACUGAUCAUCAGCCUGCGCCUGGUCACCGCCAGCCUGGGCGCAGGGGAUCCCACGCUGGGGUUCCUGGAAACGGAGCACCUGCUGCCGGUGAAGGCCCGUCCGCUCCCCGCGGCCACGCCGGCGCCGGCGGUCAGCGUGACGGGGGAGGCCCGUGGAGGUCCCUACGCAUCACAGAACGCGACCCAGGCAUCGGGGGGCGAGACAGAGGACGCGACCGAGACCGCCUCGAACGGCGACUCCGGUCCUUGGUGCGACGGCAGUUUCCCAGACGACAGUUACGGGCUGGUCAUUGGCACCCUGCUGCAGCAGGACGAACAGGCAGACGGGAGGGCGGAGGAUCCCUCGGUGCGCGGGGUCGAUCUUUCCAUUUUGCAGAGCAGAGCGGGAGAAGGAGGAGGGGAGAAGUGUGAAGGGACAGAGGAGGAGGAGGAGGAGGAGGAAGGAGGGCUAAAAUUAGACUGGAACCCCCAAACCGGGGUGCUGAAAAUCCCUCAGGUCUGCCCGUUGGGCUUGGAGGAUCUCGACGCCUCCGGCGCGGGGGAGGAGAGCCCCGUCUUGACCAGCGUGGUGGUCCGGCAGUGUUCCGAGGAGAGCCGAGAGGAUGACGUCUUCGCUGAGAUGGAGGAGGUUUGGGGACUACAGAUCCAGAGCAGCCUUGAGUGAGCGCAGGAGGACCGGGGGUCUCUAGAGCGUAGACUGGGGUCUGCGAAUCACACGACUCCUUGCUCCUACUUCUGAUGGUCACUGACUGUUUCUGAAGGAUUUGUCUGAUCACUGAAUGACGCAUAAUUUUAGAACUGAGCAUAACUGGUGUCUUUCUAGCUGUUUUUAUUAAAUGAAGACUUAUAUAUAUGUGUAUAUAUGUGUAUAUAUACUUGAACUAACUAUCUAUCUA
This is a messenger RNA of Electrophorus electricus (electric eel), 4232 nucleotides long. It is a transcript of the gene il20ra, whose product is annotated as interleukin 20 receptor, alpha. Lineage: Eukaryota; Metazoa; Chordata; Actinopteri; Gymnotiformes; Gymnotidae. Gene Ontology annotation, molecular function: protein binding; cytokine receptor activity. The record is from RefSeq and is a predicted model, not a curated record. Gene Ontology annotation, biological process: cytokine-mediated signaling pathway. Gene Ontology annotation, cellular component: plasma membrane.